Effrenium voratum is the source of this 5305-nucleotide messenger RNA. NCBI's taxonomy places the organism in Eukaryota, Dinophyceae, Suessiales, Symbiodiniaceae. The record is from the annotation of a GenBank genome assembly.
GUGACGGUUGCUGAGUACCUCAGCCCUCUCCGAGCUGUGGCAAUGCCAUGGAAAAGAGCGAUGAGAUUGACUCCAAGAUUCACUCCGGGCAUUUCACCUACGAGGUGCCCCCCCGAAAGAUUGCUUGCGGCGUUCACCACAGUGUUGCGGUGACCAACCUCGCUGAGCCUUUGACCUAUUUGUCAGACAACUCGCCCCCCGUAGUUUACGGAUGGGGGCGAAACGUGUACAACGUCAUCGGCUGUGGUGAUGAAGUCCGCGCAGCGAGCACGCCGACAAAGAUCGACUGCCAUGACUUUGCGAAACUGCCAGGUAUCUACGAAGUCGCCUGUGGUCACAGCCACACCCUGUUCCUGCGGAAAAACCGCCAUGGCCCUGGAGGCGAAGUUUUCGGCAGUGGCCUAGGAAAUCGUGGGCGGCAAGGGUACCCCAAUCCCAACGCGGAUGAAGACGAUACUCCCGAAGUGGAGGACAUUUGGUUUGUGGAGAGCCCCCGGCACAUUCCCAUAGGGAGCGUUCCCAUUGUCCGGGUGGUUUGUGGUGCAGACCACAGCCUAGUGCUCGACUUGCAUGGUUUGAUCUAUGCCUGGGGCAUGAACGGAGAAGGUCAAUGCGGCGUGGGGCGCUCAGGCGACGUCUUCGCUCCCGAGCGCGUUGUAAUGCCCACGGUGCAGGGUGGCGGACAGGCUUUGGUGGCUCACAUGGCAGCAGGGAGCAGGCAUUCCAUGUUUGUGAGCGCCAAGGAUGGCAGUAUGGGCAGCACCGCGGGGGGCAAGGUCUACGUGUGGGGCUGUAAUGCUUCCGGUCGCCUGGGUUUGGGCCACGACCGCAACGAGCUCGCCCCUGUCCUCGUCGAAGCACUCCUCAGCUGCAAGAUCUCGCUGGUCGCUGCGGGGGAGGCUCACAGCGGUGCUGUCGACGUAAGCGGCGCCCUUUGGCUUUGGGGCCUCGGCUCCUACGGCCGCUUGGGCCUCGGCGAGAUCAUGGACGUGCCGCUGCCAAGGAGGAUCUCCAUGCCAGAUGAAGCCAGGGUGAGUCAGCUGGCCCUGGGAAGCUUUCACAGCGUGGCAGUGGCCGGCACUGGAAGAACCAACUGUCUCUAUACUUGGGGCUAUGGGGAAGUCUUGGGGAACAAGAUGGGCGGCAUCGCCCCAUCUCCCCUCCUCGUUGCGUUGGAGGAGCUCAGCAAAGCCCAGGUGCUGCAAAUUGCGGCAGGACCUUACCACACUUUGGUACUCAUGGAGGACGGCGAGAUCAUCACUUUCGGCCAGGGAGCCAGUGGACGUUUGGGCACAGGUAGCAACAAGAACCAGAAGGUUCCGGCGAAGAUCGGCCCCUACGGCUUCGCCACCAAGCUGAAGACGGCGGAAGGCGAGCGGACGGCGCAGAAGAGGCCCUUGGAGCAUCCCUCAGAGAAGACCUUGAAGAAGGCCCUCUCCAGCGCCCCGGGCAGCGGCAAGCAGAGCUGGGAGAUUGCCUGUCUGGAGUGCGGGGACAUGUUCAGCUGCGCGGUGACCUGGCACGGGGCCCUCUACACCUGGGGCUCCGGCGCGCGGGGGCAGCUGGGCACCGGCAGCCUGCAGGACAGUUGGGUGCCUAAGGUGGUGCGGAUGCCAUCUGGAAGGCUGGUGAAAUCAGUAGCCUGCGGCCGUGAGCAUUGCAUCGCCGUGACCUACGACGGCAAUGCCUAUGCUUGGGGCAAGGGUGACAAGGGCCAACUUGGAGUCGGACGGAAUGAGGAUACAGCCACGCCGAAGGCUGUGGGGAUCACCAAUGCGCUGUGCUGCGCGGCUGGGGAGGACCACAGCGGUGCCAUUUGUCGGAGUGAAAGCGAGAAUGAGCUGUACAUGUGGGGCGCCUCGGAGCUGGGGAAGCUGGGCCUGGGCUCGGCUCAGCUCAGCUCCACGGACAGCCCCCCCGCCUGCGUGCGGGGCUUCGGGAAGGCCGACUGCGUCCCCAUCUCCCUGAGCUGUGGCCAGUACCACACAGCGGUGAUUUGUGCUCGCAAAAGCGAUACAGAAGGAGACCGCACUGGGCGCGUUUGGACCUUCGGCGGAGGUUGGUUUGGCAAGCUGGGGCACAAUGAUAUGGAGAAUCAGUAUGAGCCCAAAUUGAUCCAGAGCUUGGUUGUGCGGAUCCGCUCUGUCCAUUGUGGAGCGUAUCACAGCUGUGCUUUAAGCUACGAGAAGGGUGUGGUCAACGACAACGGCGAGAUGGCAGGCGACCUUUGGGUCUGGGGCCGCAAUCGCUGCAUUUGUGAGCACGAGAAUGCCAAGGUGCCAAUCAAGUUCAUGCAGAUUGAUGGCCAGCCAAAGGUCACCUGCGUAGCCACGUCUGACAUGACUACAAUGCUGGUAACAUCAGCAGGACUCGUCUACGCCUGGGGUGACAACCGCAACGGUCAGAUUGGCUUGGAAGGUGGCAAGAAGGAGUCGCCCCAGCCAGAGAUCAUUGGGAACCUGCCGCAGCCGCCCAUCUUGAUGUGUGCUGGACCGGGGCACAUGGUGGUCUAUGCCAGGAACAAGGCGAUGCUGGCUUGGGGAAACCAAAGCUGCGGACGCCUGGGACUGCAAGAGAAGAAGAUGGAGAAGGUGCUCUUCAAGCCGCGCAUGGUGCGGGCGGAGUGGGGCUCCAUUGAGGCCAUGAGCGGUGCUGACGAGGAAGGUGAAGCCGGCAAGAAAGUGACAGCUGCAGCAUUGGCAACCAUCGGAGAGGCACAGGAGGCGGAUGCAGGCACCGAGGGCUCCGUGGACGACGGAGACGAGGAAGAUUUUCAAAGCACCAAGGAGAACAUGCUUUACGCCAUCACUUCAGGCCAGAAGGUUCAGCGCUUCUCGACCAUGCAGACUAUGCUCAGGGAAGAACCUGAAAGCAACAAGAUCAGCAGCUUGCACAAGCACGAAAAGGAGCUGAAAAAGCUGGUGGAGAGCAGCGUGCAGAGCCUCGCCACUGUGCCGGAGAAGGAGCGGCGCCUCUCGGUGGUGCUGCAGGAGCGGGUGGAAAAGGGCAUCGUGUACCUGAACAACGUGCUGCAGCACCAUGUGCAUAAAGACCCGGAGCGCGAUCGACUGGAUCAGGAGCUCAUGGCGCGCAUGCCGUCCUACGAGGAGCUCUUCACGGUGCUGCAGCUGCAGAUCUCCUACCUCGCCUCGUUGUCUAUGACCAUCAAAGACGAGGCAAUGGCGGAGGUCUUCGUCAACGUGGUUUGCGCCAUUUUCGCGGAUCUCCAUGACAGCAGGAUCAGGAAUCUGUUUAUCCUUCUGCUGCAGCUGAUGACAUCCAAGGAGUUAGAGCAGGCGAAGCACAUUGACGACGUCUUCCAGCCCAACAGCCGGGUCUUUCGCCUCUUCUCCUUCUUCGCACUUCACCGCUUUCACUUCGAGGAGGUGAUCCAUCCGCUCAUGGACUGCCACAAGACGGACGAGCAGGGCCAGCCGGUGACCUUGAUGGGUGCUGUCACCUACAAGACGCUGGAGAAAGGCCAGACCUGGUCCCUGGAGUUCGGCCACUACCUGAAGUCCCCGUCCAUCGCGGCGAAGCUCAAGGAGCAGGCGCCCCAGGAGCUCCGCGCAGACUUCACCAAGGAGCUGGACAUGUUCUACGACUUCUUCAAAGUGGACGUGGUGUCGUCCAUUGGCCGCCUGGCGCUGGCGCCGAGCUUCUGGAGCUUCUUCGCCUUUUGCCGGGACAGCAUCAAGGAGUGUCAGCUGGUGGGCGGGGAGGAGGAUGAGGCUGGCACAGAGGUGGAGUUGAAGAUUGCGGAGCCCUUGUUCCGCCUCUUCUUGAACGGCAUAAUGCUUCCACUUCUUCGUGAUCCCAAGAAGUUUGGUGGCAAGGAGGUCGGCUUGCUACACUGCGAGAAGAACAACUCGGAUGGCGAUGUUCUCUUCAACCUCAGCACGGUGCGGGACGCCUUUGAGGAUUUGACGGUGCCGGGGGGCAAGAAGCGGCUGGGCAAGAUCCGGGCGAGGCUCAAGCCGGAGAUCCUGCGGUACCUGCUGGAGCGCUCGGCGAACGCGUCGAACGCGGAGGACCCGGAGAGCGCGGUGAUGGUGCAGACGUUGGUGCGGCACUAUGACCGGGAACCCAGGAGUAUCUAUGUUCCCACUUCACCACUGGUGAAGUUUCAGAACUUGCUUGUGACCAACGUCAACAAGAUCAGGCAGCAGUCCGGAGAUCCCCUGGACGAGGUCUGCAGGAAGAUCGGACUGUGCUCAGAGGCUUUGGUGAAGGAGGCGAUUGACAAGGCAGAGAAGGGCUCGGAAGUUCUCCACCGCAUCACCAUCCAGCAUCGAUUCCUCUUCACAGAAAGAUCCAUGACGAUCUGCCAGGUUUCGCGCUGCACAGUGCCCCUGCAACUCAGUGCCGGAGGUGGCAAGCCAAGCGAGGAGGGCAAGCUGUCCGAGAAUGUGGAUGUCAUUCGUACCUUGAAGGAGGAUAACAACAACAAGGUGCUGGAGGAUCUUUUUCGAAGCCUGCCACCUUUGCGAUCCUCGAACUUCUUGAGUCUCAAGGAAGAGUUUGAGGCUCUGUUGAAGCAAUGCUCGCAGAACCCUACCCUGGAGGAAAUGCUCUCUCAGGGCAUCCAAGCGGUGGGCGACUUGAUCGAGACCGAGACCAGCGUGGAGGAGGUGCUGGAGGCCAUGGCCGCGGUGAUCCUGGCCAGGAACCGCCACAGUCGGUAUUUGCAAACCAUGCUCCUGGGCCUCUCGAGGCUCCCGAUGGAAAGAGACCGCCAUGCGGAAGCGAUCCGCAGGGGUGAGCUGGAGCUCAAGGCGGUCAUCGAGCACUCCAAGACCAUGACUGUGCCGGACCGGAUCAGCAACGUGGCCAAGUUGGAGUCAGCGAUCCUGAAGGGAAACGACUUGCCCUUCAUGUUGCAGAAGCAGGCUGCCAGGGAAAGGACCAAGACCAGUCACAAGGUGGUGAGAUACAAGUUGGAGGAGCUCCUGAGCUCCGGGAAAGUGCUGGAGUGCUUCAGUGAGCUGGAAACGGUGCAAGGCAAGGUCUACUUGACCAUGUGGUCUGUGGACUCCGAUGUCGUAGUACAUGUGGGGCUUCUGGAAGAAGCAGAUUUCAUGCUGGAGUUUGUGAAGCAGUUCAAGAUUCCUGAGGAUGUCAUCAAGCAGCUUCCCUUCUCAGACAAGAAUGACACGACCGGCCUUCCACUGCAAGGCCCAUUCAUCAUGGAGUGGCGCAGCCUUGAGCUGGCGAAGCUACUGAAGGAGGUGCCACCGGCAGACUGAGAGCGCAGUCGCCAGGCGGGCGGUGCGCGAGGUCCCUCAGAUGAAAGUUGGGUGUGGGU